AUGGCUUCCGCAGCGCAAGAGCAGGAACAUGAACAAAGGUGGAAUUCCCUGCUCUGGCAAUCCAUCGACAUCGUGAUGCGGCACCCAUAUCUGUUGCCCUUCUCCAUCUUGGGUUUAAUCUGCAUCGUCACACGCAUCGUCUCCACCCUCAGAUUUCGCUCUACAAUCUCCAAACUACCUCCGGCCUCACAGGGUCCCAGGACCGUCCCUGUCCUACCUUACUGGAUCCCGUGGCUUGGGCACGCAUUAAAUUUCGCAGCAGGCGGAUCGGACUACCUCGGUCGUUCUGCCCGUUCGUUGGGACCUAAUUCCUCCAUCUUCGCACUUACGAUGGCUAACUCGAAGCAUAAUGUGAUUGUGGCGCCGAGCUUGUCGAGACAGGUCCUGCUCGACAGACAUUCUCCAGUGAAUAUGGAACAGUUCAUCUACCACAGUAUGAAGCACUUCUGGGAUGACAGGGGGGCGAUCAAGGAUAUCGAGCCCUCUGGCCUGUGGGGCGUUCAUGCUAUCCUGUACGGAAUGCUGCGUGAGAGUUUCGUCAACACCGCCAUCAGGGGCACGAUCGAGCGUGUCGAAGAGCGAACUUGGAAUUUGAUCUCGGGCGCCGAAAGCCCCGUGGACCAGGCCAUCUGGGAGCGUGAAGGCCACGUGGAAAUGAUAUCGAACGGCGAGGGUGAUCGUCCAUUGGUGGGUGAAGCCAGUCUUCACCCUCUGAUCAGACACUUUGUAGGCGACAUCGCCAGCACGGUCCUCUUCGGUCGGAACUUCAUGGAAAACAACCCCAACAUCAUGAUUGACCUGUGGGAGAUGGAUUCACGGUUUAACAUGUUCAUGGUGGGACUGCCGAACUGGUUCCCGGGGAUGGGUGGACCGGUCCGAGCGAGGGAACGCAUCGUCGCCGCCAUCACCGAACACCACGAAGCUCUGUUCAAGUACCUCGACGGCAAAGAUCCAGGCAGCCGCUGGAGUGACAUGUCAGACGUAUCUUCGGUGAUCGUCGAUCGCGCCGUGGAAUUCAAAAAGGUGGGCUCGGUGCCACGAGGCUGGGCUAUCGGUAACGGCGCCGUCCUGUGGGCAAUGAACAUCAACGCCAAUCCUGUUAUCUUCUGGAUGAUAUGGUACAUAUUUUCGGACACAAGCCUGCUUCAAGAAAUUCGGCAAGAAAUCGCACCCUACGUCAAAUACCGACCCGCACCCGACACGGGUCUUCCCAUCAAAGAGGCCCCCAAGCUCGAAGCCGACCUUAGUGGACUAUGGACGAGAUGUCCUUUGCUGAAGGGUGCAUUCUUCGAAACCAUGCGCCUCGAGGCCGCCAGCAUGAGUUACAAGACGGUUGAAGAAGACUUCGUGGUGACCGAGUCUGACGAGGACGCGGCUAUGUUGGGGAAACAGUAUCCGCAAUCCUUCCUGCUGCGUAAAGGCGAGUACGUCUGCAUCCCACAUGGCGUUCACCAGAGUGAUGAGAAAUAUUUCCGCGACCCAGGACGUUUUGACCCCCGUCGCUUCUGGGCUAAGGACGAAAAGGAAAAGACCGAAGGAGCAGAUGUACGGGUUGAAUAUGGAACUAUGAAGGUCUGGGGAGGUGGUAAGCAGAUGUGUAAAGGUAAGACAUUCGCGGAGAGGGAGGUCGUGCUUUUCGCCGCUGCUAUCAUCAUGCAAUGGGACAUUGUGCCCGUUAGUGACGAUGGCAAGUGGGUGCAUCCCGGCCGCAAGGUUGGCGCAGGUGCAUCGAAUCCGAAGAAAGACGUAAGAGUCAGGUUGAUGAGGAGAGAAGGCUGGUGA
Rhinocladiella mackenziei CBS 650.93 is the source of this 1782-nucleotide messenger RNA. RefSeq lists its product as uncharacterized. Gene Ontology annotation, molecular function: heme binding; iron ion binding; monooxygenase activity. Lineage: Eukaryota; Fungi; Ascomycota; Eurotiomycetes; Chaetothyriales; Herpotrichiellaceae. The record is from RefSeq and is a predicted model, not a curated record. The transcript has a single exon. Bases 1 to 1782 code for a protein of 593 amino acids.